This is a messenger RNA of Acipenser ruthenus (sterlet), 1920 nucleotides long. RefSeq names its product ATPase SWSAP1. Gene Ontology annotation, biological process: double-strand break repair via homologous recombination. The record is from RefSeq and is a predicted model, not a curated record. The transcript is spliced from 2 exons. Gene Ontology annotation, molecular function: single-stranded DNA binding. Bases 41 to 904 code for a protein of 287 amino acids. Gene Ontology annotation, cellular component: Shu complex. NCBI's taxonomy places the organism in Eukaryota, Metazoa, Chordata, Actinopteri, Acipenseriformes, Acipenseridae.
AGGAUAAAUUGUCAAGUUUUAUUUCCAUGGCAACGGCGACAUGGCAGAAAUGUUAAUGCGUGUUUUCAGACAUUACAGCGGGGCGGGGGAAGUGACCAGUGCUAGCGACGCGAAUUACCCUUCUCUUUCUCCUAAUAAUAAUAAUACUAAUAUUGAUAACAACAACAAAAACAAGUCUAGCUAUUGCGUUGUCCUGGGAGAGGCUGGCUGCGGUAAGACGGCGUUGCUUUUCCUGUCCGCCGUGAUGGCCGCUUCUGAAUUCGGAGUCCGGGUUGUGUUCCUGUCCCGGACCCCGAUCCACACCCUGCCCGCCCCUCUGCAAGGCGCCCCGGCCGGCGUCGACCUCCUCAGCCUCAAGAAAAUCCAAUUCAAGUACCCCAGGUCAGCUGUGGAUCUCUUGCGCGACGUUGCUUCCCUGCACGAAAAUGACAAGACUCUCCCGUCGCUGAUCGUAAUCGACGGGCUGGAUCAGUACCUCCGCAGCGCGGGAGACCACAGCCAGCAGAGUCUGAUAGCAGCGCGUCUCUCUGCCCUGCUGGCAGACACAGCCAGCUUCGUGAGCCAGAAGCUAACGUCUGCACGCAGCGAUGGAGGCAGCGGCAACGCCCCACAAGAAUGCCAGGUGAUCAUCUCGCUCAAUUCAGAGGCUGGCGAUGAGAGCCCAGCAAGGGGCCAGGCUCUGUCAGUCAUAGAGAGGUAUUUCGCAGCCAAGUGCUUGUUAGAAAGAGAGCCUGAGUUCGGGGACACAGCGUGGAGGGUUCGUUUUUCCGGGGCGCAGCAGAGUUCAUGCGAUCUGGGAAUGGGAUGGAGGUUGAUGUAUUCCCAAAGCGGAGCGAUGGAGUUCCACGCUGUGCCCGGGGAAAACUCUCAAACCCCGGGGAAUUCAACAACAGCUCCUGAAUAGAAGCGACUGUGUUUCGCUGAAUGACGCAGUCAGUGGCAUAGCUACAAUUUUGUUGUAAUGUUUUUUAUUGUAUGCAAUUAUAUAUAUAUAUAUAUAUUAUAGCUACUGUGACUUGAAAAACGUAUCAUACAAGACAACAUACAACUGAAAACAUGUGCAUUUAAUUAUGCAUAGUACUAUAAUAAAUGCAUUUUUUUUAUUAAAUAAGACUUUAUUUUUUUAAUAGAAUCUGACAUUUCUCAAACCGAUUAUUGGGCUGGAGCUCUACAGGUGAGAGUCAUUGGUGUGGAUCGGGUUGAUUUAUCAUUCAGAGUGAAACGAGUGAAGGAACACAGCAGCUUGGGUUUGUGUGGAUCGCUGUUCUCCACACUAAGAAAAGCAGCAAUCUUCACAAACCCAAGCAGCUGCUCCUCCACUCCUUUCACUCUGAGUGAUAAACUAGCCCAAUCAACAGCAAUGCCCCUCACAUGCUUGUCAGGACCUGAUUUCAGUGAAGAGCUCGUUCUGAAUAAUCGCUUCCUGCAGCACUUAAAUACAUGGGAUUGAGACUCUCAAAAUGAAAGCCAGCGGAGGUCAGUACAGGAUUAAUGGCUUCAUUGCUGCAUCUUUGAUCAGGAUUCUGGUAUGUACUCCACUAGGGGUUGCUGUUGGGUAGAUUUCCCUUUCUUUCUUGGAACCCCUUUGUCCGUUUCACUUGUUAUCUGUGCAGGCUUCUAUAAAGCCAGCCCUCGCUCCCUGAUAAGCCUCUUGGCUGUGACCAGUGCAGGCUGUUAGCAGGACAGAUAGACUGUUAUGGAGAGGGGACAGGGUGGGGUUGAAACAGUAACUGAACAGGUUUGUUCCACACAGCGCUUAGACUUCUAAAACAUCAAUAAUAAAAGAACUAGCCUUCUAAACAUGGUGUGUAUAUAUAUGAAGAAGGGCUUUUGCCCGAAAUGUCCUGAAAAUGAAAGAUUUUUUAAUCUUUUAAACUUUGUUUUAAAAAUCUUUUCUUUUAAUAUGCCUUCAAUUUUGUA